AUGGAGUCAAAAAUAGCUAGCAGUGAUUCGUCGUCAUCAAUUAAAGCCACAUCGUCAACAAUGGCAACUAGUAUAACGGACAAUAAAGAUCACAGCGAUAAUAAUAUUUCACUUCCAUCAAACUUUCUAAAUAUUCCAACCACAAUAAUACUACCACAACUUCCUGAUCCGCAGCCAAAAUUCCAAGCUUCAAAAACAACCAAAACAUCAUCAACAUCAAAAAUUACCCGACAAAGAAAUACAUCAACAAACAUCAUCAAAACAAACAAAAACACCACAAAAAAAUCUGAUUGGUGGGAUCGCCAAGUUCGUGCAUACGAACUGACAGCGACAAAAGAGAACCUGAUCAACAAAGAUGGAUCAAUUUUUCCCGUUUCUGUGGAGAAUGUAUGUAAAUUUAUGCAAGUUAAAGCGUUGACGAAUAAUCCGAGUACUAUUGGUUGGUAUUUGAAAGGUAUCGUGAAAUAUCAAAUGGAAAAGCGAUUAGGAGACGGGGAAGCAAUUCAAAGUCAUCCAGAAGGAAUUGUUCAGAAAACACCAUCGUCGUCCUCAUCUGUUACUGCGGUUGCGGAUUCAUCUUCGUCAAAUUCAAAUCCAUCAACCGCUCAGUUUCCAAAUUAUACCAGCAAUAAAAUCGAUCCACCUCAACUUCAAUCACCCGAGAAUGCGUCUAAACCUAAGUUAUCAUAUCCGACAUACAUACCAACUGGUGCUCUUGCAACGAAUCACUCCCCUAUAGAAAUAAAUCUUCGGACUGUUUCAAAUAAUACAACAUUUCACGGUGAUUUCGAAUUGCUGUACGCAAAUCAGAAUCGUCAUCAAGCUGAAGGAUAUAAAAGAUUGGAUUUGACAAAUGAAAAGUAUCCGGCUCGUGCUGUGUUAAUACAUUUUGGAAUUUGGACCGUCCAAGAUGAAGUUGAUUUCUGUGACUGGGUCCGGAUAACAAAUUCAUGUAAUAGAGUAAUUCUUGGUCAGAAUAAAGGCGUAUGGUAUCGAUUAUCUGAAGAAGCGAGUAAUGCUGACAAAAAACCCAAAAACAAUGUAAAGAAACACGAUCUAAAGACUAAUCAUAUUGCUAAUAAAAUUCGUCGAAAAACAUUAGAUAUUCCUCCUUCGCAAGUUCCUAUUCACCGAACAGCUCCGAAAAAAAGAGAUCGUUCGUUGUCACUGAAUGAUAUCAAUCAACUUCAGAAUUUGCCACAUCGCUUUUACCAUAACAAUAAUAUUGAUGACAAUGAUGAUUCCUUCGGAUUAUUAAACACAAAUACCGAUACUGUACCUCUCCCUUCGCUCCCUCAACGUUAUCACUAUCAUCCAAGCGUACUAUGGCAAAACGCACAAUCACCGCUUUAUCAGCCUUGUGAAAUUGAUGUUAUUGGGGAAAAUAAUUACUAUGAACAAAUACAAACAGCGCAUCGAAACAUAAUGGAUAAUUUGGCGUUUAUAUCUGAAGAACCGGAUUCAUUAUUAUGGCACGAAGAACUUAUCGCACCAGAACAAUACAGCAAUAAUCUCGCUGUCGCCGCGAAUUCAUUCGUUAACAUUAACAACACCAACGCUACUAAAGACAAGAAUAACAAUCAACAGAACAUUAACAACACUAAAAUUCAAAAUGGUAGUAGAAGCAGCCAUCACCACCAUCUUGAACUUAUCGCUGGAAACUUGUUAGAUGGAACAUAUGGAGGACGCAUUGAUUAUUUACAGAAUGAUAACGAUAAAAAUAGCAUUGUGAUACCAUUGACACUGAAUGAUGAGUUAUUGCAGAUGUGGGGAAAGUUUUGA
Molecule: messenger RNA, 1782 nt
Organism: Ambispora gerdemannii
Lineage: Eukaryota; Fungi; Glomeromycota; Glomeromycetes; Archaeosporales; Ambisporaceae
Source: the annotation of a GenBank genome assembly